Molecule: messenger RNA, 396 nt
Organism: Akanthomyces muscarius
Lineage: Eukaryota; Fungi; Ascomycota; Sordariomycetes; Hypocreales; Cordycipitaceae
Exons: 2
Coding region: 1-396 (131 amino acids)
Cellular component (GO): fungal-type vacuole membrane; vacuolar transporter chaperone complex
Source: RefSeq, a predicted model, not a curated record
AUGUCUUCUCAGCCUCUUCUCCAGACCGCGCCCGGCAAGCGCAUCGCCCUGCCCACGCGCGUCGAGCCCAAGGUCUUCUUCGCCAACGAGCGCACCUUUCUCUCGUGGCUCAACUUCACCGUCGUCAUCGGCGCCCUGGCCAUUGGCAUGCUCAACUUUGGCGACCGCGUCGCCUUCAUCUCGGCCUUUCUCUUCACCGGCGUCGCCAUGCUCACCAUGAUCUACGCCCUCGUUACCUACCACUGGCGCGCCAAGUCGAUACGCGUCCGCGGUCAGGCCGGCUUCGACGACCGCUUCGGCCCCACGGUCCUAGCCAUCAUCCUGCUCCUCGCCGUCGUGGUCAACUUUGUCCUGCGCAUCAUGGACACCUCCAAGAAGCAAAAGGGAGGCCACUAA